AUGGCGGAUAAGAAGAAACGAAAGCGAACCACUAAAGACGAGCAAGAGGAGGAUCGUCCUUUCAAAAGCAUUCUUGAAUCAGACGAAGCUAUCCUCAAACUUCUCAAAUCCUACAUCUCAUCUUCUUUAACCGCCGCAGGAAGUAACGGCGCCUCCUCCUCGUCAUCUUCAUCGAAACCACUAACUCUAGCUGACCUCUCUCUCUCAUCUUCCUGCCGUGAAGUUGCAGAUCUCUCCCUCUCCUCGGUCCAGACUGAGAUAGAGACAGUCAUCGUUCAGAUCGCUCGUUCCAUCCUCGCGGGAGAUGGAUUCUCCUUCAGCGUGCCAUCACGUGCCGCCUCUAACCAGCUUUAUGUCCCUGAGCUGGACCGGAUAGUGCUGAAAGACAAAUCUACCCUCCGUCCAUUUGCGUCAGUUUCUUCUGUUAGGAAGACAACUAUCACCACACGGAUUCUCGCACUUAUCCACCAACUCUGUCUCAGGAACAUUCAUGUCACUAAGCGUGAUCUCUUCUACACUGAUGUUAAGCUUUUUCAGGACCAGACACAGAGUGAUGCUGUGUUGGACGAUGUGUCGUGUAUGCUCGGCUGCACAAGGUCAAGUUUAAACGUAAUUGCAGCAGAGAAAGGUGUGGUGGUGGGGAGGCUCAUAUUCAGUGACAAUGGAGAUAUGAUAGACUGCACAAAGAUGGGAAUGGGUGGGAAAGCUAUUCCACCAAAUAUUGAUAGGGUUGGAGAUAUGCAGAGUGAUGCUAUGUUCAUACUCUUAGUUGAGAAAGAUGCAGCUUACAUAAGGUUAGCUGAAGACAGAUUCUAUAACCGGUUCCCCUGCAUCAUCGUCACUGCAAAAGGCCAGCCUGAUGUAGCCACAAGGCUGUUCUUGAGGAAGAUGAAAAUGGAGCUUAAGCUUCCGGUGCUUGCCUUGGUGGAUAGUGAUCCUUACGGGUUGAAGAUCUUGUCGGUUUAUGGAUGCGGGUCAAAGAACAUGUCUUAUGAUAGUGCGAACUUGACUACACCUGAUAUUAAGUGGCUUGGAAUCAGGCCAAGUGAUUUGGACAAGUACAAGAUACCUGAGCAGUGUAGGUUGCCAAUGACUGAGCAGGAUAUCAAGACCGGGAAGGAUAUGCUGGAGGAGGAUUUCGUGAAGAAGAAUCCUGGGUGGGUUGAAGAACUUAACCUGAUGGUGAAGACAAAGCAGAAGGCUGAGAUUCAGGCGUUGAGCUCUUUUGGUUUCCAGUAUUUAUCAGAAGUUUACUUGCCCCUGAAACUGCAGCAGCAGGAUUGGCUCUAA
Molecule: messenger RNA, 1290 nt
Organism: Eruca vesicaria subsp. sativa (arugula)
Lineage: Eukaryota; Viridiplantae; Streptophyta; Magnoliopsida; Brassicales; Brassicaceae
Source: the annotation of a GenBank genome assembly